AUGCCACCACGGGUGCGAGCUGUCCGACUCGCCUCGUCGCUCGUAUCGUCGCCCUCGCGGUCAUGUACGACACCGCUAGCCAGCGCCUUCGUGCUGCCCGCCCAGCAGCGCUGCGCCUCGAUUCUUUCUUCGCUGUCCGACAACGCCGGGGCCUACAAUAAGAAGAUCCGCCGAGGUCGCGGUCCUGCUUCGGGAAAAGGAAAGACGGCAGGACGAGGUCAGAAGGGACAACACGCACACGGCAAAGUCCCCGCUGGAUUCGAGGGAGGUCAGACACCACAAUGGAUCACAAAUCCCGAGCGAGGGCGGGGGAAGCACAAUCCAUUCAAGGUGGAGAUGUCGCCAAUUAAUUUGGACCGGAUACAAAGCUGGAUUGACCAGGGACGACUGGAUCCGAAGAAGCCCAUUACUAUGAAGGAAUUGGCGAAGUCACGGUGUUUGCAUGGCGUAAAGAGACACGGAGUGAAGCUGCUGGCAAGGAACCCCGAGCAACUCACUACGCCCAUCCACAUCGUCGUCUCCCGGGCAUCGAGCGAAGCCAUUGAGCGCAUCGAAGCCCUCGGCGGCAGCGUAACUACCCGCUUCUACUCGCCCACAGCCAUCAAGCGCGUGCUACGCGGGGAAUCGCACCCGACGAUUUCGCUACAAGCCUCACCGUCCCUCGUUGCGCUAACCAGCCGCUCCUCCGCCGUCAAAAUCCCAUCUCCCAUCCUCUCCGCGCUGCAAACCGCCGCUGAGGAAAAGAAGUCCGAGGCCAUGGCCGCAGUCAUGAAGCAAGUAGGCGCAAAAUACAAGUACAGGUUGCCUGAUGCCACGGCACGAAAGGACAUCGAGUACUACCGUGACCCAGCACAUCGAGGGUACCUAAACUACACACUCAAGCAAGGCGAGAGCCCAAGUCUGUUCUUUAAGCCACCAGGUGAGGCAAAGGACAAGAAGAAGCAGAGCGCAAGGCGCGAUGCCGCCAAGGCUAGUGCCGACAAUAGGUUAUUCUAG
This is a messenger RNA of Bipolaris zeicola 26-R-13, 996 nucleotides long. RefSeq lists its product as uncharacterized. The transcript has 2 exons. Gene Ontology annotation, biological process: translation. Gene Ontology annotation, cellular component: mitochondrial large ribosomal subunit. The record is from RefSeq and is a predicted model, not a curated record. Lineage: Eukaryota; Fungi; Ascomycota; Dothideomycetes; Pleosporales; Pleosporaceae. Bases 1 to 996 code for a protein of 331 amino acids. Gene Ontology annotation, molecular function: structural constituent of ribosome.